AUGAGUGAAAAUAAAGAAGGAAUUGAAAAAAGUGCUAUAAAUAGGUACGAUCUUGAUAAGAACGAUUGUAAUGAAAUAGUUGAUAAUAACGAAAAUUUUAAAAAUUAUAAGGAUCUGAAUAAUGGUGUAAUUACAUUUGAACAUGAUACAAGUCAUCUUAACGAAGGUAAUUGUGAUAGUGCAUAUUUAAAUGAUAGUAUUGGUAAAGAUAAUGAAAAUUGUUCAUUAAACGAUGUGAUAAAUAAAUAUCUGAUGACCCUCGAGAAUAAAGAAAAGAAUAAUGGAGAAGAGGGAGAUUAUCAAAACUAUGUCGAAUGCGCAUUCAAUUGUGCUGUUUAUGCGAGUGAUGUGAGUAACGCUAACCAUGGGAAUGGUGUGAAUAUACAUGUUGACGAAAGCGUUUAUAGUUGGGAAAAUAUUUCAAAUAAUCCUAAUAAUUGUAAUAUUUCUAAUAAUCCUAAUAAUUGUAAUAUUUCAAAUAAUCCUAAUAAUUGUAAUAUUCCUAAUAAUCCUAAUAAUUGUAAUAUUUCUAAUAUUUCUAAUAUUUCUAAUAUUCCUAAUAUUUCUAAUAUUUCUAAUAUUCCUAAUGAUGAAUAUUAUAUGAACAAUUUUUACGCUAAUAAUGAUGAGGGAAACUAUUGGGCUCAUUGGGACAGCAGUAACAUGCCCACCCAGAAAAACCUUGCCAACAAUUACGGAAGCAUAAAUGACAAUGAUAAUGAUGUGAAGGACAAUUAUAGUGGCCUGAAUGAUAAUUAUAGGAAUUACAGUAGUAGUAAUAGGAAUAUUAAUGAUAAAAAUAAUAGUAACAUUAAUAAUAAUUGUAGCCCUAGUGAUAACGUUCCUUUUACGCACCCUGUUGGCGCAAAUGACGGGAAGUGCAAAAAUUAUUCUAAAGACCCCUAUAAUAUAUCAAUUGGAAAUAUGGAAAAUACGAAUAACUACAGGGAUUUCAUGAAGAUAAGAAAUAACUCGAUUGAGAAGUACUCAUCAUAUACCUCUGCUAUCUCAAAUAGUAACAACAAUAAUGGAAAGCGAUUAUUUUUUUCGAAAAAUGCUCAAGGUCGUCCAUGCAGUAACAAUAGUAGUAACAAUAAUAAUAUUAAUAGUACUGAUAGAAUUAGUAGUUUACAUAAUGAAACUGAUAACUAUCGAAGGUUACCAUAUGUGAGCCAUAAUAAUUACGUAUAUAAUAUUAAUAAUAAUAAAAAGAAUAAUAGUAAAAAUGAUAACAGUAAUAGUUAUAGCAAUAAAAAUGGCAGUGAUAACACACAUCAGAUGGAAAUGGCGUAUGAUGAAAAAAGAAAAUAUUCAUAUGAAAGAAAAAAAAAUUUAUAUAAAAGUAAUUAUGAAUAUAAAACUAAGGAGAAUGUCCAUUUUUCACCCACAGAGAACAAACAUGAUUAUCUGAGGUACAAGAAGUACGAAAGUAAAUGGGAUAAUCAAGGUGAUUGUACGAAUGUUAAGAACUUUGAUGAUAAGAUGUAUAUGCAAUAUGAUGAUAGGCAGCAUAUGCAAUAUGAUGAUAAGCGGCAUAUGCAAUAUGAUGAUAGGCGGCAUAUGCAAUAUGAUGAUAGGCGGCAUGUGCAAUAUGAUGAUAGGCGGCAUAUGCAAUAUAGUGAUGAGAGGCAUACACAUUAUAAUGAGGGGCAAACUGAUCGACACGAUAAUAUGAUAUUAAACAAAUAUGCUGAUAACAGAUUUAUCCAGUAUGAUGAAAAAAGCAUGAAUAAAGUAGACAAAAAAUACGAAUGCAAUAUAUUCGAUGAUGAAUGUUAUUUUGUUCAAUGUAGAAGUUAUGGAAAGGAAAAAAUUGUAAUUCCUAGUCCGUUAAGCAGCUUAGAAGACUUAAGCACAUUAUGUGGAGAUAUUUUAUAUAAAAAUAUUUGUAUGAAGGGGUACAACCAAAUGACUACUGUUCAGAAAUAUUCAAUACCGAUAAUAAAAAAAAAAAUGAACCUUAUUGCUUCUUCACAAACAGGAAGUGGAAAAACCUUUUCUUUUCUAUGUCCUAUAAUUUCAAAUCUUAAAAAAGAUAAUGAAAUUCUUCGGCCUCAUUUUCCUGGAGCAUAUGCAUGCAUUUCUCCGUUGUGUCUGGUCCUCUGUCCAACAAGGGAGCUGGUUAUUCAAAUACAAAAGGAGGUAAAUAGUCUAACAAAAGGCAUGGACAUUGUGUGUAUGGCCUUUUACGGGGGGGAAACGAUGAAAGACCAGAUAGUACAAAUAAAUGAAAGGCAAGCCGAAAUAAUAGUAUCAACCCCAGGGAGGUUACUAGACUUACUAAACAAUUGCAAAGUUAGUCUUUCUUUUAUUAAAUAUUUAAUUUUUGACGAAGCUGAUGAAAUGAUAUCUCUUGGUUUGAAAAAUCAGAUGGAUGAAAUAAUUUUUCAAAAGGAUUUAUGCCCAAGUGAAACAAGGCAAACCAUAUUUUUCACUGCUACCUUGUCUGAUAAUUUGAGAGAUGAUAUUGAAAAGUUUAUAGCUACCCCUUAUAUUUAUUUAAAUAUAAAACAAAAAAAGGAUGUUAAAAAUUCCAUCAAGCAGAUUGUCAAAUACGUACCGGUGAAAUCAAAGUUGAAUGAACUUUUUCGAGACAUUCGAACCUUACAAGGUCAGGCGAUAAUAUUUGUGGAAUUGAGAACUUCUAUUAAUCACAUCUUUAACUUUUUGAAGUCGAAAGGCUUUAACGUGAACUAUUUACAUGGGAAGAUGAAUCAGGCUCGGAGGGAAUUAGUUUUUGAAAAGUUUAGGAACAAAUCUUUUCAAAUAUUAAUAGCUACAUCCAUAGCAGCAAGAGGCUUAGAUUUCCCAGAUCUCGAAUUAGUAAUAAAUUAUGAUUUGCCUUCCGAAUUUGAACAAUACAUGCACAGGAUAGGAAGAACAGGGAGAAUUGGAAAAACAGGAAUAGCAAUAAAUUACUUUAAUAGUUCAAACAAGAAAAUAAUUGACAAGCUAAUUGAACAUUUAAAGAAACACGAUCAAAUAGUUCCUAAUUGGCUUCUUAAUUUUAAUAAGUGA
Plasmodium malariae is the source of this 3018-nucleotide messenger RNA. RefSeq names its product DEAD/DEAH box helicase, putative. Gene Ontology annotation, cellular component: nucleus. Lineage: Eukaryota; Apicomplexa; Aconoidasida; Haemosporida; Plasmodiidae. Bases 1 to 3018 code for a protein of 1005 amino acids. The record is from RefSeq and is a predicted model, not a curated record. The transcript has 6 exons. Gene Ontology annotation, molecular function: RNA helicase activity; RNA binding; ATP binding.